AGCUAUUCGCUAUGCUAACAACAAUAACAACUCGGGGGUAGCCACCUGCUUUCCUGCGAGUCCCUUUUUGUGUCAAUUGAGCUUUUCACUUCAACUUCACAAGAAAACGUGAUUUGGUGUGAUUUUUGACGUAUAAAAAAAUCUAUAAGAAAGCGACAGUUUCUUCAUUCAGUCAACAUACAAAGUGAACGUUAGCAUUUGGCUGAAAAAGAGGGCGCGUCGAAAAAAACAAACUAGGCCUCAGACGGUAACGACACGCGAAGCUAGGAAACCUCACCGAGAAAAGUGUCCACUGACUUAAAGACAACAUUGAAAACGUCUUCACUUGUUAUAGAAGUGUUUCCUAAACAUGGGAGGUUCAUACGGAGACAGAGACCGAGACCGUGGCCGUGACAGAGGCAGCAGCCCUCGGUACGGGUCCAGCAGAGGUGGCGCACCCUCAGGUAGAAAGUUUGGGAACCCCGGGGAGCGUUUACGGAAGAAGAGAUGGGACCUGGAUGAGCUUCCCAAAUUUGAGAAGAACUUUUAUAGUGAACAUCCAGAAGUGCAGCGACUGAGCCAGUAUGAUGUCAAGGAGUUCUGCAGGAAGAAAGAAAUCACUAUUCGAGGCUCAGGCUGCCCAAAGCCGGUCACCCACUUCCAUCAGGCACAGUUUCCCCAACAUGUAUUGGAUGUACUGAUGCAGCAGAAUUUCAAGGAGCCCACAGCUAUCCAGGCACAAGGUUUCCCUCUGGCCCUCAGUGGGAGAGACAUGGUGGGCAUUGCACAGACUGGCUCUGGGAAGACCUUAUCAUACCUCCUGCCUGCCAUAGUGCACAUCAAUCAUCAGCCCUACUUGGAGCGUGGAGAUGGACCCAUUUGCUUGGUUCUGGCACCCACAAGAGAACUGGCGCAGCAGGUCCAGCAGGUGGCCUAUGACUAUGGAAAGUCCUCCCGCCUCAAAAGCACUUGUGUGUAUGGGGGUGCUCCCAAGGGACCUCAAAUCAGAGACCUGGAGAGAGGUGUUGAGAUCUGCAUCGCCACUCCGGGUCGUCUGAUUGACUUCCUCGAGGCUGGAAAGACAAACCUGCGGCGCUGCACCUACUUGGUUCUGGAUGAAGCUGACCGCAUGCUGGAUAUGGGUUUUGAACCACAGAUUCGCAAGAUUGUGGACCAGAUCAGGCCUGACAGACAGACCCUGAUGUGGAGCGCUACCUGGCCUAAAGAUGUUCGCCAGCUGGCAGAGGACUUCCUGAAAGACUACGUUCAAAUCAACGUCGGAGCUCUGGAACUCAGCGCCAACCACAACAUCCUUCAGAUAGUCGACGUCUGUAUGGAGAGUGAGAAGGACAACAAGUUAUUCCAGCUGAUGGAGGAGAUCAUGGCAGAGAAAGAGAACAAGACCAUCAUCUUCGUGGAGACCAAGAAGCGAUGUGACGAUCUGACACGCAGGAUGAGACGUGAUGGUUGGCCGGCGAUGUGUAUUCAUGGCGACAAGAGUCAGCCGGAGAGAGACUGGGUGUUAUCGGAGUUCCGCAGCGGCAAAGCUCCCAUCCUCAUCGCUACUGACGUGGCCUCGCGUGGUUUGGACGUGGAGGAUGUGAAGUUUGUCAUCAACUACGACUACCCCAACUCCUCGGAGGAUUACAUCCAUCGCAUCGGCCGCACGGCCCGCAGCACCAACAAGGGCACCGCCUACACCUUCUUCACCCCGGGGAACCUCCGCCAGGCCCGAGACCUGAUCCGCGUUCUGGAGGAGGCGCGGCAGGCCAUCAACCCCAAACUGCUGCAGCUGGUGGACACCGGACGUGGAGGAGGAGGGGGGGGAGGGGGAGGAGGCCGUUCUCGCUUCCGUGGCGGCUCCAUCUCCAACAACCCCAACCUGAUGUAUCAGGACGAGUGUGAGCGGCGGCUGCGUUCAGUGGGUGGAGGCGGCAGCGCCAAGGACAGCCGCGGCAGCAGCAGCAGCAGCCGCAGAGGGAGCAGCCGGGACGGGGAGCGCUCUUCCUCCUCCUCGUCUUCCUCCUCUUACAGGGAGCGCAGCAGCAGGGACGGAGCGGGACGCAGCUACACCUCCACCUCCAGCUACGAGCAGUACCAGACCAACAACAGCAGCAGCAGCAGCAGCAGCGGGUACAGCAGCUCCAGAGGCAGCUCAGGGGUCAGCGUGGGGGGGGUGGUGCCGCCUCCUACUCCGGCCCCUCAGCCUCUCAUGGCCAAGCAGUUCAACCCCGCCCAGCCCAUGAUGGGUCUGAUGGGGCACUCGCCGUUCCAGUUUGCUCCUCCAGCGCCACCCGCUCCAUCAGGCAGAAAGUAAUGUGAUCUCUGCCACACGCACGCACGCACGCACGCACGCACGCACGCACGCACGCACGCACGCACGCACGCACACACACACACACAUGCACGCAUUUACACAGUCAGGGACAGAAAUUUGUACCCCUUACCUGUUGACCACUGUAACAUUUUAAUAGAGUGGUGCAGGAAUGAGUCCUAAAACCUGGAAAUGAGUUAGCAUUUUAACACUUUGGGUUCUCUUCUUGAAAUCAAAGGUGGCUAAAGUAAGGUCUGUGGUUACCGCAAGUUAGGGGAAGUUCCCGUUUCAUUCUAUGACAUAAAAUACGUCAGUAAGUCCCCCACUGGGGAAUGUCUGAAGCAUAUAUGAAUGAGACCACUAAACGGCAUCAAACAUUAGCCGCCGAUAGCUUAGCGGUGGUGGCGUGAAGUCAUGUGACCUUGACGUAGUUCCUUUAUAGCCUAGCAUUAGCUUUUUACGAUAUUUUAGGCUUCAGAAUUCUUUAUCAUUUUUGCCUUUAAUCAGAUAGGACAGUCGAGAGUGAUAGGAAAGUGGGAGAGAGAGUCGGGGUGGGAUCCGGAAAGAACCAUGGGUCGGGAAUCGAACCUGGGUCGCCGGCGUACGGUGCAGGUGCCCCAGCCAGUUGCGCCACGCUUCAGAAUUCUAAAUUGGUGUUAAUAUGUAUAUUCUGAAAUAUUUCAAAGUCCAAUGGUAAAAUCCCAUUGGACUUUUUUUGGGGGAGCCCUUCGCGAUGCUAAUUUUCCGGGUCAUUCUUUGCACCGCUCUAUCAAAAGCUUGUUUAACGCUUCAUUUCUUAAAUACCUUUGUAACGGCGGUCAACACAUCUUGUUUUUGUAUUUCAUUUUAAAGGUUCAUUAACUCGUUAACUUCUCUUUCGAUUUAGUUUGUGUUGCUGAUCUUGUGGGGGGAAAAAUCCUUUUGUACAAACAGGCUGGUUUUGCAUUGUGAGCCUCUUAACGUGACACGCUACAUAGCAUAUGUAGACUUCCUGAUUCCCUCCUUUAGGUGUAUCAAAGGUAGGUGCUGAAAUGAACUCUUCUUUACAGUAUCAGCUGUUUUAAAUGUUGCAUGUCAAGUUGAAUUGAUUUAAGAGAAGACAUCCUUGGGCACAGUCAGGGUAUAAAAGGUGGUUUUAUAUCCUCAUUUUCUUUAAAAUGAGCAUGUUUCAUUGAACUUCUGUUAAUUCAUGUCUCCUAGAGGCGACUCUGUAAGGGCUUUGUGUAGUUUUAGUCACAUGCAUAUGAAUCAGCUUUUUUCCCCAAACUUCUCCGUGUUUGCUGCACCAUAGAUUAUUUAGUUAGAGGGUAAGUUGUUGUUUUGAAAUGUUCCUAGCAAACAGUGAAUCCCUUUUUUUACAAUUUAAUAAACUUCUUCAAUGUU
Eleginops maclovinus (Patagonian blennie) is the source of this 3676-nucleotide messenger RNA. RefSeq names its product probable ATP-dependent RNA helicase DDX17. The transcript is spliced from 13 exons. Gene Ontology annotation, molecular function: mRNA 3'-UTR binding; ribonucleoprotein complex binding; ATP binding. Gene Ontology annotation, cellular component: ribonucleoprotein complex; cytoplasm; nucleus. The coding region runs from base 350 to 2296 and encodes 648 amino acids. The record is from RefSeq and is a predicted model, not a curated record. Gene Ontology annotation, biological process: alternative mRNA splicing, via spliceosome. NCBI's taxonomy places the organism in Eukaryota, Metazoa, Chordata, Actinopteri, Perciformes, Eleginopidae.